AUGGCGACAUGGAAACUUGGCCCUGCGCUCGCCUGUGGAAACACCGUCGUGCUCAAGGCCGCUGAGCAGACCCCUCUCAGCAUCCUCUUUCUUGGGACCCUCAUCAAGGAGGCAGGCUUCCCGCCCGGCGUGGUCAAUUUCGUCAACGGUCACGGCCGCGUUGCAGGUAGAGCGUUAGUGGGCCAUCCUCUAGUCGACAAGGUUGCCUUCACCGGCAGCACGGCGACAGCCAGAGUCAUUAUGAGUGAGGCGGCCAAGACGCUCAAGAACAUCACCCUCGAGACUGGCGGCAAGUCCCCCUUGCUUGUCUUUGGUGACGCGGAUCUCGAACAGGCCGUCAAAUGGUCACACAUGGGAAUCAUGUCAAACCAGGGUCAAAUCUGCACUGCGACGUCAAGAAUAUUGGUCCAGGAGUCCGUGUAUGAUGAGUUCAUCCCCAAGUUCCUCGAGACGCUCAAUACCGUCAGCAAGGUCGGGAGCCAAUGGGAUAAGGACACUUUUCAAGGGCCUCAAGUGUCCAAGGUCCAGUACGAACGCGUGCUGGAAUACAUUGACAUCGGAAAGAAGGAGGGCGCCAAGCUCGCUGCCGGCGGGGAGCCCCUGAACAUUGGCGGCAAGGGCAAGGGAUUCUUCGUUGCGCCCACGGUCUUCACUAACGUCACCACCAAGAUGCGUGUGUGGGGUGAGGAGAUCUUUGGUCCCGUUGUGGUCAUUGCCAGCUUCAAGACUGAGGAGGACGCUAUCAACUUGGCCAACGACAGCCAGUACGGACUCGGCGCCGCUGUCUUUACGCAAAAUAUCGAGCGUGCCCACCGUGUGGCUUCGGAGAUCGAGUCUGGUAUGGUGUGGAUAAACAGCACCCAAGACAGUGAUCCGCGCGUGCCAUUUGGCGGCGUUAAGCAAAGUGGUAUUGGCAGAGAGUUGGGCGAGGCAGGUCUGGAGGCAUACAGCCAAAUCAAGGCUGUCCACGUCAACAUGGGCACAAAGUUGUAG
Molecule: messenger RNA, 993 nt
Organism: Colletotrichum spaethianum
Lineage: Eukaryota; Fungi; Ascomycota; Sordariomycetes; Glomerellales; Glomerellaceae
Product: putative aldehyde dehydrogenase-like protein
Exons: 1
Coding region: 1-993 (330 amino acids)
Molecular function (GO): oxidoreductase activity, acting on the aldehyde or oxo group of donors, NAD or NADP as acceptor
Source: RefSeq, a predicted model, not a curated record